Messenger RNA from Mangifera indica (mango), 790 nucleotides. RefSeq lists its product as uncharacterized. Lineage: Eukaryota; Viridiplantae; Streptophyta; Magnoliopsida; Sapindales; Anacardiaceae. The record is from RefSeq and is a predicted model, not a curated record. The transcript has 4 exons. Bases 273 to 644 code for a protein of 123 amino acids.
AAUUCGAAUGUCCUGUUUUUUGUCUUGGUAUUGUACAGAGAUCCUGUCAGCAGCCAAUGACCGUGAGCGCAUACUCAAAGUAAGACCCGUGACAGAUCCAAUGGUUCACAAUGUGCACCAAUCCGAUCCAACAGCCAUUCAACGUGUACAGUGACUUUUAAACAAAAGCGACGUCGUAUAGCUCAAGAACGAGGAAACAAGCCACCGUAAAAUGCAAACAAUAGCGACGCCAGUUAAAGAUUCGCUUAAAAACUGAAAACAGAGUCACAAAAAUGCCAGUAGCCCAAGCAGCAACCCUGAACCACAUCUCCAGAGAAUCCUCGGAUAUAAGGCGUCUCGCCAACUUUUACAAGGAGAUUUUUGGUUUUGGGGAAACUGAAGCCCCAGAUUUCGGGGAAUUCAAGGUGAUAUGGCUGAAUUUGCCUGGAGCUUUUGCCUUCACCUUGUCGAGAGAAGCCCCGUCACCAAGCUUCCAGAAGGUCCCUACAGCGCCACGUCACCCGUCCUUGACGCUAGCCAUCUCCCCAGAGGGCAAGGGAAUACAGACUUUCCAACGCUCCCUGCCCAACGGGAAGGUCAAACAAAUCUUCUUCUUUGAUCCUGAUGGUAAUGGAUUGGAAGUCGCCAGUAAGAGCAAUGAAUAGGCCAACUCCACCUGUGGCUAUGGUAUAAAAUAUGUUGUCAAAGUAGACCGAGGGAAAAUGUUUGAACAUAUGCUGUAUUUUGAGACUAUUAAUCAUGUACGCUAGGAGUGCUCGGGAUUGUAUACAUGCCUGUUAUUGUUUCUUAA